CAAUUUCAGGGCUGCCUCAAAUGAGUUGAAGUGCCUGGCAUGCUGGGAGAUCUUUAACACUAUCCAUUAAUUGUGCCUCACUGCCCAGAACAAGGUCAGCAAACAAUUAAAAAGAUUUUGAAAGGUAAAAAAACUUUCAACCCUCAAACCUUUCAAAAUUACAUAAACUGAUAAUCCACACAAAAAUCCAGCCCCCUUGGUUUUGCUCAUGACAGUCUUGAAGUUACUGAAAAGUUGUUUCAGUCACGUGCCAAGUUGAUUUCACAAAGCAGCAGCAGCAGCUUCACUCUUCACAGUGCUGAGGCACCUGAGCUAAUCCCGCCAGCAGCAGCAGAACACAAGAACUGCCAUAGAAACCAGAGAUUCCUUCUUGACACGCGCAGAGGACAGAGGGAGUGAUCAUCAAUCAAGCUGCUGGCACAUCCUCCAGAAAGACGAUCCGAUUGGCUGCUAGUGUGAAGUCCUGAUGCAGAGAGAAGACUGACGUCGCUGUCUAAGCACCACCCACCGGGAUCAAUCUGCAGCGUGAGCGGAAGAAGCAAGCAAGCCGGAAAGAGCCGAAGAAGAUAAUUGCUCUCCCCCUUCGCCGUUCCGGAAACUGCAGAGAAAACCCGGAAAAAGCAAGGAAGAUCCGAACAGCGGACAGCUAUCCGGGACAGGCAGGUAAAAUCGGGACUGGGCCGCCUAAUGCGGGACACUUGGGAGAGAAUUCCAUAAGCUGCUUCACAGAAAAACUAUGUCUGCAACAGAAGAGGACACAGAGUUGAGAGAUCUUUUGAUUCAGACCCUAGAAAAUAAUGGCAUCCUUAACAAAAUUAAGGCAGAACUCAGAGCAUCAGUGUUUCUGGCUUUGGAAGAGCAAGAGAAAACCCAGAACAAGACCCCACUUGUUAACGAAAGUUUGAAGAAAUUCUUAAAUACAAGAGAUGGUCGUCUGGUUGCCAACCUUUUCACAGAAUUUCUUCAGUUUUUCAAUCUUGAUUUUACAUUAGCAGUCUUUCAACCGGAAGCUAGUCUGGAAAAUGCAUAUGACGAUCGUAAUCAUUUAGCUAAGGAUCUUGGUAUUGUUGAUUCUGAAAGUGUGAAAAGUGGUCCACUGGUCCUUGAGCUUGUCAGAAGAUGCCAUCAAAAAGACAAAAUUAUAAGUGGAGGAGAAAGUGAUAAACCUGUUUCUGUUCCUAAGGAAUUAUCACCCAAGCAACUAUCGGAAGCACAGAAAAAGUUUGAUUUGUAUGAUAAGGAUAAAAAUGGUGAAAUUAGUAAAGAUGAGCUCCGAACACUUUUUCUUGAUCUUUUCCCACAUUUUCAUAGAAGCAUGUUGGAGAGAUACGUGAGUGAUGAAUUUAAAGCUGCAGAUAAAUACUUCAAUAAUGGUAUAAAUUUCCAUGAAUUCAUUGGGAUGUACAAGCGUUUGUUCAUCCAUUGUAGAAGUGUUGUAACACAUGAUAUUCCUGAUAUCAUACAUUCCCCUCGGAGGUCAUUAGAAGCAAAGGCAAGUUCUCAAGUAAAUAAUAACCAGCAAACUGAUGAUCACAUUGAAAAAAAUACUCUCUUGUCUAGAGAGUCCAAGCAAAAGCAUGAAAACCACUUAACAUUUGACACUAAACCAGACUUUAAUCUGAACAAGAUAUCCUUUGAUAAUGAAGAGAGAAAAACAGAAUUAGAAGAAGAUUAUCUUGAAGGGGAUUCUUUCUUUGAUGAUCCAAUACCAAAACCAGAGAAAAUGUAUGGAUGUGCUGAAGGAGCAGAUGUUUCAUUAAAAACAGGAGUCAGGUCAAAUUCAAUGGAAAGGAAAAAUGAGCCACCAAAACAUGAUGGAAGUGUUCCUGCUCUUGCAUCUUUGCCUCCAUUAAAAAUGGAAACAGGUUCCCGCUUUGGAGCAUUUAAUACCAAAGAAUCUGACAAAACUGGUGAUGAAGAUGAUGACUACAUUGAUGAUUUCAACAGCACCAGUCAGAGGUCAGAUAAAAGUGAUGUUAGUAUUGGUGAGGAAAUAGAAGAAGAAGAAUUAUCUGUAGAUGAUUUUGUUACUAGUGAAAAGCUUGAAGACCUUACAUUGGAUCACACCAUUUCACAAACCAGUGAUGUGGCAGACUAUUUGGAAGAUGUUUCAUAGAAGAGAUACGUGACAUUUUGAAAUGUUUAUUUUGGUUAUCUGAAUUGGAUAUAUUUCCAGAACUUUAUAUGGAUGUUUUGAGUUAAGCUCACGGCACUGAUCAUGUUAAACCUUCCAUAAGGUUCACAUAAUUAUAGUAGGUACUGUAACUCAGAUUGUUAUUUAUAUUGUAUUUUCUUUUUAAAUAAAAAAAAACAUGCUAAAAAAA
Messenger RNA from Xenopus laevis (African clawed frog), 2324 nucleotides. It is a transcript of the gene cep43.L, whose product is annotated as centrosomal protein 43 L homeolog. The record is from RefSeq and is a predicted model, not a curated record. Bases 737 to 2116 code for a protein of 459 amino acids. The transcript is spliced from 18 exons. NCBI's taxonomy places the organism in Eukaryota, Metazoa, Chordata, Amphibia, Anura, Pipidae. Gene Ontology annotation, molecular function: calcium ion binding. Gene Ontology annotation, biological process: microtubule anchoring. Gene Ontology annotation, cellular component: microtubule organizing center; microtubule cytoskeleton; centrosome.